UCUAAAGUCAAUCUGCAAUGACAAAGCUAGCGGUUACUUCACAAGGAAGUAGUGGAAGUUGUAGUUCGAAAAUGUUUAAUUAGCAGCCUUUACGAUUUGUUAAUACGUUUGUGUAGUUAAUGUAACAUCUAAAGAAAGGUAAUGUGGAAAAAUAGCUAGUGUUUUUCAGAUAUUUUAAUCCGGGCGUUUCUCUCGCCGUUAACGCAGUUGUGAUAUCGCGAGGGAUUAGAUGUUUCACUGUGCGCUGGUGUGAUUGUGGUGCAUGUGCGUCUAUUCACGCUCAGUGAAUGCAACUACUGGUGCGGUUUGGUGUCCUUAGUUACAGCGGUUCGGUUCUCUCGCUCUCUUUAAGAAGCACUGGAUUUCUAGCACGUAAGAUCAUGAAUUCGGGCCAAAAAGUGAAGUGCAUGAGUGAUGGUGCUGGAAAUGUAGGCAGAUGCGUUAAGGAUGACGCGGAUUCCGACGGACCUGCUGGCGGAGACUCACUGAUGGUGGCCGAAGAGAGACAUCCGAGAGCUGCCAGUCCCCGCGGCGCUAACGGGGAUGAUGACUCUGAAGCGGAGUCCCACCUGGACGGGCGUAACGUGGAAGUGGACCCGGAUACCAGAAGGAGGGCGUUCAGCUGGUGCCGAGACUUUCUGUCCGGGUCAUGGAAGGCUAUAUCAGAACAUGACUUUAAGAUCAAAAUAGUAAGUGGAGGACUCAGUAACCUGCUCUACAUGUGCAGUUUACCAGAUGAUGUUCAGCCUGCCGGGGUCGAACCUCGGAGAGUUCUGCUCCGGAUCUACGGGGCCAUUCUGCAGGGAGUGGAUUCUCUUGUUUUGGAAAGUGUGAUGUUUGCCAUUUUAGCAGAGAGAGAGUUGGGCCCACGUCUCUAUGGCAUUUUCCCAGAAGGGCGUCUAGAGCAGUACUUGCCUAGUAAUCGAUUGUGUACAGAGCAGUUGGGGAUCCCAGAGAUCUCGGCUGAAAUAGCCAGUAAGAUGGCACGAUUCCACGGCAUGGUGAUGCCAUUCAACAAGGAACCCAAAUGGCUGUUUGGAACCAUUGACAAGUACAUGGAACAAGUUAAAACAAUCAAAUUUGUGCGUGAAGCUCACCUUAAGAAAUUUAACAAGCUGAUGAAGUAUGAUCUUCCUGCAGAACUGGAGAGUCUGAGGUCACUGCUGGCAGCUACUCCCUCUCCCGUUGUGUUCUGCCAUAAUGAUGUGCAAGAAGGAAAUAUCCUCAUGUUGGAUGGGCGAGAGAAUUCAUCUGACAAAUUAAUGCUUAUUGAUUUUGAAUACAGCAGCUAUAACUACAGAGGCUUCGAUUUUGGGAAUCAUUUCUGUGAAUGGAUAUAUGACUACACAUAUGACCAGUGGCCCUUCUACAAGGCAAAGGUGGAGAAUUACCCUGACAGACAACAGCAGUUACAUUUUAUCAGACACUAUCUGUCAGAAAGAGGGGGAAUUGCACCUGCAGACCAAGCCAGGAUAGAAGAGGACAUGAUCAUUGAGGCAAACCGGUUUGCCCUUGCGUCUCAUUUCCUCUGGGGUUUGUGGUCCAUUAUUCAAGCCAAGCUCUCCAAAAUCGAGUUUGGAUACAUGGACUAUGCACAGCACAGGUUUGACACAUACUUCAAACAGAAGAAGCUCUUUUCCUAAAUUGCACUCACAGAGCAUGCUUCAGGAUAUCAUUUUGCAUCACCUAUUGUUUUUUAAACCACUCAAGAAAGGGCACAGUACAGAAAGACUGUUAAAGAACGGUUCAUCCUGGGUAACAUUAUUAUUAUCAAAUCAUGAAAAAGUCCAAAGAUAUCCUGCCUUACAUUGAUUUUGUAGGGCUUUAUAGUUGUUUUGUCUGCAACAAAAAUCUGCAACUUGAAGGAAAAAAAUGGUGUGAUUGAAACCAAGAUUUAAUUCAUUUAAUGUUGGUCCCGCUUCAUUACACAAGGCAUAUAAUAAUGUAGCUGCAUUUUUUUUUAAUAUUUAAUGUUUACAUAUUAUCUAACAUAUGUGGUCAACAUUAUCUAUUAAUUAUAUUAAGAAUCAAUCCGUCCAUCAUCAGUACUAUGUAAUCCACUGGGUCCAAAUGAUAUGUCUGCAUUUUUGUGUCCUAGUUUCAUAUACUGUUUGUAUGUCCUGUCAUCUUAAAAAAAGUGUAGUAGCUUGUUUAUUUUUCCUCCCCCAAAAUUUUAAAAGAUUUACGAAAUCAUGUUGCAUCCUUAUAUUUACAUACUGUGAAAUACAUUGCACAUCUUUUUUUUUUUUUUUUUUUUUUUUUUUUUUAACUCAGAAUGGCACAUAAACUACUGUUUCUUUGUCUUGAUUUUGAAUGGCUAUAUUUCAUAUAACAAUUUCGGCUAAAAAAAAUAAUAAUUGGAAAUGAUUGUUUUGAGCUAUGCUUUUCUGUGUUUUACUUUUAAUCUUUUUUUUAUUAUUGUUAAAUCUCUGCUUUGCCAUAUUUAUAUGUAGUAAUAACUAUAUAACCAUCUUGUAUACAUUUGUACAGUAUAUAGGUUUGAAUACAGUUUGAACUGCACAUUAAGGAACUGCACUUAAAAAAAAAAAAGUGUGUAAGUACUAAACUGACAAAUGCCUUUGUCCCAUUUCUAAACACAAAAUUCUUGUAACUGCUGAUGUGUUUGUCUGUUUUAAUUGUUUUAUGCUUAUUUAUAUUUUUUACUUGUCCAAAGCAAGUAUACUUUGUUCAGUUCAAACAAAUGGUAAAUUUAUCUCUGAUUGCUUGAGUCUUCAGUUGAAAAGUGGCAGCAGAAGAACAAUACAAAUGCGGCAUAGUAUCAUUACACUGUGAAUUGGAGGGAUCAUCAUCUUAAGAAUCACUUUGGGAGUGUUUGAAUGGACAUACUGAUGCUCUUUCAUUUGUCCCUGUCCAUAAACAAAUGUAUAUGUUUCAUUUUCAUAAUGAUGAUUUUCUUUCCCAUAUGUAGUAGCAAGUUCAGUUGCAAAAGAAAUAUUGAGGGACCAUGAGGGUAUUGGGCUGGGCCACAUUCACAUGCUCAUAUCAUUGUUGAUAUUGAAUCUUUGUUUCGUAAUAUUGAGUUGAGAAGCAAUAGUACUCUUAGAACCCAUGUUCAUUUCUCUAAUUGCUAUGGCUAAUCCAAGUUAUACUGUAGACUUGUGUCUCUAUUUCUGUUUGUUCCUUUGCACUGCAGGUAUCCAGUAAUUUUGUUCAUUAAAAAAAAUCAUACAGACA
Molecule: messenger RNA, 3195 nt
Organism: Megalobrama amblycephala (Wuchang bream)
Lineage: Eukaryota; Metazoa; Chordata; Actinopteri; Cypriniformes; Xenocyprididae
Gene: chkb
Product: choline kinase beta
Exons: 11
Coding region: 288-1643 (451 amino acids)
Biological process (GO): phosphatidylethanolamine biosynthetic process; CDP-choline pathway
Cellular component (GO): cytoplasm
Molecular function (GO): choline kinase activity; ethanolamine kinase activity
Source: RefSeq, a predicted model, not a curated record